GAGUCUGGAGCAGGGAGAAGGCAGUAGGGAGUUUCUCCUGGGGCUGAACAAGUUGGUGUACGGAUCCGAAGGGCCCUGUAUGAGCGGACUCCAAGCCAGGACCCAGUCCCCAAAGAGUCUACAUGUCUAGGAACUAGUCAUGUUCAGCUUUGUGGAUACCCGGUUACUGCUCCUGCUAGCAGCAACUGCCCUGCUCACACACGGCCAAGAUGAAGAAGACAUCCCAUCCGGCACCUGCAUCCAGGAUGGCCGCAAAUACAACGACAAAGACGUGUGGAAACCCGAACCCUGCCAGAUCUGUGUCUGUGACAGCGGCAACAUCCUGUGUGACGAAGUGAUCUGCGAAGAUACAUCCGACUGCCCCAACGCCGAGAUUCCCUUAGGGGAAUGCUGCCCCGUCUGCCCCGACAGCGACGCUUCACCAUCCUACCCGGAAACGGCUGGAGUUGAGGGUCCCCGAGGGGAGACUGGGCCCCGUGGCGAGAGGGGACUUCCUGGCCCACCUGGUAGAGAUGGCAUCCCCGGACAGCCUGGCCUUCCUGGACCCCCUGGGCCUCCAGGCCCUCCCGGCCUGGGCGGGAACUUCGCCCCUCAGAUGGCUUACGGUUAUGAUGAGAAAGCCGGCGGUGGUAUGUCCGUGCCCGGCCCGAUGGGUCCUUCCGGUCCCCGCGGUCUCCCCGGCCCUCCCGGCUCCCCUGGUCCCCAGGGUUUCCAAGGCCCUCCAGGAGAACCAGGAGAGCCCGGCAGUUCAGGCCCCAUGGGACCCCGUGGCCCUGCAGGACCUCCUGGCAAGAACGGAGAUGAUGGUGAAGCUGGCAAGCCUGGACGCCCCGGUGAGCGUGGACCCCCUGGACCUCAGGGUGCCCGCGGAUUGCCCGGAACUGCUGGCCUCCCUGGCAUGAAGGGACACAGGGGCUUCAGUGGUCUGGAUGGUGCAAAGGGAGACAGUGGCCCCGCCGGCCCCAAGGGAGAACCUGGCAGCGCUGGAGAGAAUGGUGCCCCAGGACAGAUGGGACCCCGUGGUCUUCCCGGUGAGAGAGGCCGCCCCGGUCCUUCCGGCCCAGCUGGAGCUCGUGGCAACGACGGUGCGCCUGGUGCUGCAGGACCCCCAGGUCCAACUGGCCCCGCCGGUCCCCCUGGCUUCCCUGGCGCUGUUGGUGCUAAGGGUGAAGCUGGUGCCCAAGGAUCCCGCGGCUCUGAAGGUCCCCAGGGCGCCCGUGGGGAGCCUGGUCCCCCUGGUCCCGCUGGCGCUGCCGGCCCCUCUGGUAACCCCGGCUCUGAUGGUCAACCCGGUGCCAAAGGUGCCAAUGGCGCUCCUGGCAUUGCUGGUGCUCCCGGCUUCCCCGGUGCCCGCGGCCCCUCUGGACCCCAGGGCCCCAGCGGCGGUCCCGGCCCCAAGGGAAACAGCGGUGAACCUGGUGCUCCCGGUAACAAGGGCGAUCCCGGUGCUAAAGGAGAACCUGGCCCCGUCGGUGUGCAGGGACCCCCCGGCCCCUCUGGAGAAGAAGGCAAGAGAGGUUCUCGUGGUGAGCCCGGACCCACUGGUCUGCCCGGCCCAGCUGGCGAGCGUGGUGGCCCCGGAAGCCGUGGAUUUCCUGGCGCUGAUGGUGUUGCUGGUCCUAAGGGCCCUGCUGGUGAACGAGGCUCUCCCGGCCCCGCUGGCCCCAAAGGAUCUCCCGGAGAAGCUGGACGCCCUGGCGAGGCUGGUCUGCCUGGUGCCAAGGGUCUGACUGGAAGCCCUGGUAGCCCUGGUCCUGAUGGCAAGACCGGUCCUACUGGUCCCGCUGGUCAAGAUGGUCGCCCCGGGCCCCCCGGCCCCCCCGGUUCUCGUGGUCAAGCUGGUGUGAUGGGUUUCCCUGGCCCCAAAGGAGCUGCUGGUGAGCCUGGAAAACCCGGAGAGAGAGGUGUUCCCGGGCCCCCUGGUGCUGUGGGAGCUGCUGGAAAAGAUGGUGAAGCUGGUGCUCAAGGUCCCCCCGGCCCCGCUGGUCCCGCUGGUGAAAGAGGUGAACAAGGCCCUUCCGGUUCUCCUGGAUUCCAGGGUCUCCCCGGCCCCUCUGGUCCAGCUGGCGAAUCUGGCAAACCUGGUGAACAGGGCGUCCCCGGAGAUGCUGGUGCCCCUGGUCCUUCUGGUGCAAGAGGCGAGAGAGGUUUCCCCGGAGAACGUGGUGUCCAGGGUCCCGCCGGCCCCCAGGGUCCCCGUGGCUCUAAUGGAGCUCCUGGCAAUGAUGGUGCUAAGGGUGAUGCUGGUGCCCCCGGUGCUCCCGGCGGCCAAGGCCCCCCUGGUCUGCAGGGAAUGCCCGGCGAGCGUGGUGCUGCUGGUCUGCCUGGUGCUAAGGGUGACAGAGGCGAUGCCGGUCCCAAAGGUGGCGAUGGAGCUCCCGGCAAAGAUGGUAUCCGUGGUCUGACCGGCCCUAUUGGGCCCCCUGGCCCCGCUGGCAACCCUGGAGACAAGGGUGAGUCCGGCCCCAGCGGCCCUGCUGGUCCCACUGGAGCCCGUGGAGCCCCCGGAGACCGAGGUGAACCUGGCCCCCCUGGCCCCGCCGGCUUUGCUGGCCCCCCUGGUGCUGAUGGCCAACCUGGUGCUAAAGGUGAAACUGGUGAUUCUGGUGCCAAAGGUGACGCUGGUCCUCCCGGCCCUGCUGGCCCCACUGGCGCCCCCGGACCUGCUGGAAAUGUUGGUGCUCCUGGUCCUAAAGGUGCCCGUGGCAGUGCUGGCCCCCCUGGUGCUACUGGUUUCCCUGGUGCUGCUGGCAGAGUCGGACCCCCUGGCCCCUCCGGCAAUGUCGGCCCCCCUGGUCCCCCCGGCCCAUCUGGCAAAGAAGGCGGCAAAGGCCCUCGUGGAGAGACUGGUCCUGCUGGACGUCCCGGUGAAGUUGGCCCUGCUGGUCCCCCUGGCCCUACUGGCGAGAAGGGUUCUCCCGGCUCUGACGGUCCCGCUGGCGCCCCUGGUACCCCUGGACCUCAAGGUAUUGUUGGACAGCGCGGUGUGGUCGGUCUGCCUGGACAGAGAGGAGAGAGAGGCUUCCCUGGCCUGCCCGGUCCUUCUGGUGAACCCGGAAAACAAGGUCCAUCCGGUGUGAGCGGUGAACGUGGUCCUCCCGGCCCUGCGGGUCCCCCCGGACUGGCUGGACCUCCUGGUGAAUCCGGACGCGAGGGCGCCCCUGGCUCUGAAGGCGCUCCCGGACGCGACGGCUCUGCAGGCCCCAAGGGUGACCGUGGCGAGACCGGCCCAGCUGGGCCUCCUGGCGCCCCCGGUGCUCCCGGCGCUCCCGGCCCCGUCGGCCCCGCAGGCAAGAACGGAGAUCGCGGCGAGACUGGUCCCUCUGGCCCCGCUGGCCCCGCUGGCCCUGCCGGUGCCCGUGGUCCCUCUGGUCCCCAAGGCCCCCGCGGUGACAAGGGUGAGACUGGCGAACAGGGUGACCGAGGCAUGAAGGGUCACAGAGGUUUCUCUGGACUGCAAGGUCCUCCCGGCCCUCCUGGCUCCCCUGGUGAACAAGGUCCUUCUGGAGCUUCUGGUCCCGCUGGCCCAAGAGGUCCCCCCGGCUCUUCUGGAUCUGCCGGCAAAGAUGGUCUGAACGGCCUUCCCGGCCCCGUCGGUCCCCCCGGCCCCCGAGGUCGCACCGGAGAUGUCGGCCCCGCUGGUCCCCCCGGCCCUCCUGGUCCUCCCGGCCCCCCCGGACCUCCCAGUGGCGGCUUCGACUUCAGCUUCCUGCCCCAGCCCCCUCAGGAGAAGGCUCACGAUGGUGGCCGCUUCUACCGGGCCGACGACGCCAACGUGGUCCGUGAUCGCGACCUGGAGGUGGACACGACCCUCAAGAGCUUGAGCCAGCAGAUCGAGAACAUCCGCAGCCCCGAGGGCAGCCGCAAGAACCCCGCCCGCACCUGCCGCGACCUCAAGAUGUGCCACUCUGACUGGAAGAGCGGAGAAUACUGGAUUGACCCCAACCAAGGCUGCAAUCUGGAUGCCAUCAAGGUCUACUGCAACAUGGAGACUGGAGAGACCUGCGUCUAUCCUACCCAGCCCUCCGUGGCCCAGAAGAACUGGUACAUCAGCAAGAACCCCAAGGAGAAGAAGCACAUCUGGUUCGGAGAGAUGAUGAGCGAGGGCUUCCAGUUCGAGUAUGGAGGCGAGGGCUCCGACGCAGCAGAUGUGGGCAUCCAGCUGACCUUCCUGCGCCUGAUGUCCACCGAGGCCUCCCAGAACCUCACCUACCACUGCAAGAACAGCGUGGCCUACAUGGACCAGGCUUCAGGGAACCUGAAAAAGGCCCUGCUGCUCCAGGGCUCCAACGAGAUCGAGAUCCGGGCCGAGGGCAACAGCCGCUUCACCUAUGGUGUCACAGAGGACGGUUGCACGAGUCACACCGGAGCCUGGGGCAAGACGGUCAUCGAAUACAAGACCACCAAGACCUCCCGCCUGCCGGUCAUCGACUUGGCCCCCAUGGACAUUGGCUCUCCCGACCAGGAAUUCGGCGUCGACAUCGGGCCCGUUUGCUUCCUGUGAACGCCCCUCCGCCCGGCUUCCUUCGACACCCCCGGCUCCCUUCCCCGGAAAGAAAACCCACCCCCACCGGCCGGAAAACAAGACAAAGCAAAGGAACCGUUUCACAUGGACUUGAAUUCGUGGUUUUUAUUUUCCUCUCCAUUCAGUUCUCCAACUUAGUUCUCGUCUCCGUCAAACCCGACCGAAAAAAAAAAAAAGCAUUAAACCAAAAAAAAAAGCGAAUAAAUAAAUAACUUUUUAAAAAAAGGAAAUUGGGUCCACUUGCUUGAAGACAGAUGUGGGGCCGCCGAGAAGGCCAAUCUCCCCUCCCCUCUCGUCUGCACCUCGACCUCCCCGCCCCCCAUCCAGGGGCAGAGGCCGAAGAGAGAAAACGGGGCGACAAGUGAUCAGAGCGGGUCCCUCCGGACCCCGCGGAGGCUAUUCUUUGCUGGCCUUCGGGAGCCCUGGACAGGACGUCGCUAGCCUCGAGGGCCGAAGGGUCUCCAGAGGGGGGGACACCCCUCCCCCCCUUGUUUCUCUGGGGUGGGAGGUGGGGGGAGGGGGCAGAUGGCAGGAGGGAGCUGCGAAGGGUCAAUUGUAUAUGUUUGUUGUCAGAAGACUACCUCUCGUCACCGCGGGCGCCGCCUAGAAGGGGCAGGGAGGGGGGUCUUCCCGGCCCCUCUCCCGAGGCCGCCCCACUCUGACCACUGGUGCUAAUUCUUCGUUGUCCAGCUCUCCGCCCGCCCCUGUCCGGCCGAGGGAUGCCAGCCACCUGGGUCCGGCGGGGGGAGGGGGGUCACCAUGUGGUGCUCUAACAGUUGCAAAGUGCAGUGUCCACCGAUGUCUGGCUUUGCUCCCUUCCCGCUUUGGGACUUUUGUGAAUUUUCUAAGGUG
This is a messenger RNA of Ornithorhynchus anatinus (platypus), 5377 nucleotides long. RefSeq names its product collagen type I alpha 1 chain (gene COL1A1). NCBI's taxonomy places the organism in Eukaryota, Metazoa, Chordata, Mammalia, Monotremata, Ornithorhynchidae. The record is from RefSeq and is a predicted model, not a curated record. The coding region runs from base 140 to 4504 and encodes 1454 amino acids. Gene Ontology annotation, molecular function: protein binding; extracellular matrix structural constituent. The transcript has 51 exons.